Molecule: messenger RNA, 1249 nt
Organism: Pollicipes pollicipes
Lineage: Eukaryota; Metazoa; Arthropoda; Thecostraca; Pollicipedomorpha; Pollicipedidae
Product: C-factor
Cellular component (GO): cytoplasm
Molecular function (GO): oxidoreductase activity
Source: RefSeq, a predicted model, not a curated record
GCGUUCCUGCCACUGCUGCGAGCGGCCGCGGCCGACCCCGCCUUCGCCGGAGACGUCAUGUCGGACCGACGGGCGGCCGUGCUCAACAUCAACUCCCGCAUGGGCUCGAUCGACGACAACAAGUCCGGCCAGCGGUACGCCUACCGCACCAGCAAGGUGGGCCUGAACUCGGUGACCCGUUCACUUGGCAUCGACCUUCGCCCGGACCACAUCCUGGUGGUCAGCAUGGACCCGGGCUGGGUGCGCACGCGCAUGGGCGGCGCCAACGGCAAGAUUGCGCCCGAGGAGAGCGCCUCCCGCAUCCUCACCGCCAUGGCCAAGAUGACCAACCAGCACACGUCCACCUACGUCGACCACUUCGGGGAGCCGAUCCUGUGGUAGACGCGCGGGGUGAUGCAGCUGGCCGGCGAGCGCGGAGGACGCUGUCGCCGCGGACAGAAUCAGGGUUGCUAUGGUUACGCCCAAACCGCGCUCGCGGUGCUGCCAACGGACCGGCGUCGCAGUGGCAGACUCGCCGCAGGCUUUGUAGUGCUGAGCUAAUCUGCUGGGCGCUUCAGGGGACGCUAGAGGACGCUCAGGUGUUGGCUGUCCGUGAUUUAUGCGUACUCAUUUGACUUCAGUCACGCGUAGUGUUGUCUGAUUUGUGGCUGAUAGCUUUCUCUCGCGCCCUGGCUGAUUGAGGCUUGUCGAUUUUGACAUGGCGUUAUGUGUCGCGGAGGUAGUGAUCAUGAGAAAGGAACCUUUGGUGGUUUCGUCAGUCCCGCCAAAGCGGCACGUCACAGUUAUGUCGGGACCAAGGGCGUAUGAACACUCGUUUGGAACUCAUAAACAGCCUCGAGCUCACCCAGUACCUCGGCCGCUAUCCGUGGCACGCGGCCUCAAGAGCGCCGCGUGUGUCUCCGGACUGCCACCUUGGGGUGCGCUAAACCCCUGCUGGAGCCCGCUCGUGCGUCAGCCUCGGGCCUUCUCCCAGCCCGUGCGACCAGGGAGUCGUCAUUGCCAGGGGAUGUUCGGCUGAGUCCCGCUGGAUCUACAACCAGCAUUCCUUGGUGUGAUGGCUGAAGAAGACCUAGUCUAUAUUGUGGGAAAUUUGUGCCUUAAGCACCAAGAAAGCAAGCUUUUUCUUGGGGCAAGCACCUCGCUUCAUCAGUGCUGCGGAUGUUACUUCCGCGAUCGCAAUAAGUCGAUUUAUUUUAUUCCGUGGAAGUGGCUCGGAACGCUAUUUUGACAAAUAAAACCUGUCUAGUGG